Molecule: messenger RNA, 3486 nt
Organism: Osmerus eperlanus (European smelt)
Lineage: Eukaryota; Metazoa; Chordata; Actinopteri; Osmeriformes; Osmeridae
Gene: u2af2a
Product: U2 small nuclear RNA auxiliary factor 2a
Exons: 12
Coding region: 579-2051 (490 amino acids)
Biological process (GO): mRNA processing
Cellular component (GO): commitment complex; U2-type prespliceosome; U2AF complex
Molecular function (GO): pre-mRNA 3'-splice site binding; poly-pyrimidine tract binding
Source: RefSeq, a predicted model, not a curated record
CAACAACUUCCUGUGUCACAGGGUGCCUGGGAGACGGAGAGCAAGGAGCGGGCAUACCAAAUCUAUCGUUGACGUUAUCAAAUUUUUUACUGUAAACGUAGCUUUUGGGUAUCUCAAGACACCAACGGCUUGCAGUGGAUCACUGUAGUGACCUUUGGAUCCAUAUUUAGCUCACCUAUUUUCUUAUGUUUCAUUCGACUUAGCUACCCAGUUAACGUCCACGACUCCUGCAAGAGCAGGCCCGUUCUCCAGGACGUUGCUUUAUCUGGUUAGCAAGCUAGCACACCCGAACACGUUUUCUUCCUGUUUUUGUCCGAUUACUUCGUGUUUUGAGACCAUAUUGCUGUACCUAACGCUGAGUUUUGUGGUUUUUAUAAGGAGUAGCACAUUUAUUCUGUUUCAAUUUAGUUAAAUGAAUACUUUGCUAGCUAGCUACCUUUUUAGCUAAAUUAGUGUGCCGCUCGCCGUAUUUUUGCUAGCUUGCUAGCUCGAUAACGCGCUAUCUUCCCGUCCAGUGAACGCAGAUAAGAGGCUUGCAUUCGCGGAUUUGCAAGUGAGCUAACACAUUAGCUACGAAAAUGUCGGAUUUUGACGAAUUCGAGAGACAGCUGUCUGAAAACAAACAAGAAUCAUCUCAUCCACACACCGGUUUUUUACUUCCUGCAGCGGAGAGAGACAAGGAAAACCGUCACCACCGCCGAUCCCCCUCACGCAGCCGCAGCAGGGAGCGAAAGAGGCGAAGCAGGGACAGGGACAGACGUAGCCGAGAUCGCCGUGGGGACAGCAAAGAGAGACGGCAGAGACGCAGCUCCCCCGCUCUCAACCAACCCCAAGAGAUUGCUGUAAGCCGCUCUCCGCACCGCGAGAAGAAGAAGAACAAGGUGAAGAAGUACUGGGAUGUCCCUCCGCCCGGGUUCGAACACAUCACCCCCAUGCAGUACAAAGCCAUGCAGGCUGCGGGCCAGAUCCCAGCCACGGCCCUCCUACCCACCAUGACCCCCGACGGCCUGGCCGUAACCCCCACCCCCGUGCCCGUGGUGGGCAGCCAGAUGACCCGGCAGGCCCGCAGGCUGUACGUGGGCAACAUCCCCUUUGGCAUCACAGAGGAGUCCAUGAUGGAUUUCUUCAACGCUCAGAUGCGUCUGGGCGGACUCACUCAGGCCCCUGGAAACCCAGUCCUCGCCGUGCAGAUCAACCAGGACAAGAACUUUGCCUUCCUGGAGUUCCGCUCUGUGGAUGAGACGACCCAGGCCAUGGCGUUCGACGGCAUCAUCUUCCAGGGCCAGAGUCUGAAGAUUCGCCGUCCCCACGACUACCAGCCCCUGCCCGGCAUGAGCGAGAACCCCAGUGUCUAUGUUCCGGGUACGCCCGGCGUGGUGUCUACGGUGGUGCCUGACUCUGCUCACAAGCUCUUCAUCGGAGGCCUGCCCAACUACCUGAACGACGAUCAGGUGAAGGAGCUGCUGACAUCCUUUGGGCCGCUGAAGGCCUUCAACCUUGUGAAGGACAGCGCCACCGGCCUCUCCAAGGGUUACGCCUUCUGCGAAUACGUGGAUGUCAACCUCAAUGACCAGGCCAUCGCAGGACUGAACGGCAUGCAGCUGGGAGACAAGAAGCUGCUGGUGCAGAGAGCCAGCGUGGGAUCCAAGAACGCCACCCUGGAGACGAGUAUAAACCAGACUCCAGUGACGCUGCAGGUGCCAGGCCUGAUGAACAGCUCUGUCAACCAGAUGGGCGGCCUGCCCACGGAGGUGCUGUGCCUGAUGAACAUGGUGGCUCCUGAGGAGCUGCUGGACGACGAGGAGUACGAGGAGAUCGUGGAGGACGUGAGGGACGAGUGCAGCAAGUACGGCCAGGUCAAGAGCAUCGAGAUCCCCAGACCUGUGGACGGGCUGGAGGUCCCUGGGACUGGCAAGAUCUUUGUGGAGUUCAUGUCGGUGUUUGACUCCCAGAAGGCCAUGCAGGGGCUUACAGGAAGGAAGUUUGCCAACCGGGUGGUGGUGACCAAAUACUGCGACCCCGACGCCUACCAUCGCCGAGACUUCUGGUAGAGGAGGCUGGAAGAGAAGAGGGGGGGAUGAGGGGCAGAAAGGAGGGAGGAAUGGAUGUCCCAGGUUUUAGUUGACUUCCAGCCUGUGUCUUUAGGCACUCGUGCAGGGAUGAACUCCCAAGGCUUUUGGUGUCAAAGCUUCCCAGCUUUUCCGCAGGCACCUUUUUAAGCUGUAUUUGUUCCAUACCUGCAGGAAAUGUCUAAAGGUGAAGGCUCCGGGGCAGUUAGGAGCUGUGGAGACGAGUGCAGGGGGAGGGUUUCUAUUCAACUAAACGGGAGGGGCUUGGGGGGGGGGGGGUUUACUGGGGUCGGAAGAUUUUUGAGAAUUGUGUGUAGAAAUGGGUAAGGGAGGGGCUUAAACGAUUUUUAUACUUUGUGAGAAAGGGAUGUCAUUAUUGGGGGGGAGGGGGUGCCACACACUGAGGUUUGUAUUUAAGUGAAGAGGGGUAGCCUGUUUCAGUACUUCAGAGGGCAGGAGGGCGUGCGGAGGCUGGAGAGGCAGGGUGGCUACGUGGUUUUGGGAGGAGUUGCGGGCAUUGAGGAUUGACAGUUGGAAGUUCCACCCACUGAUGCAGAAACAUCAUGAGGGAUUGGGGGGUGAUUGAUAAGUGGGCCCUUAUUUCAUCAACAAUUUUUCAGGUUUGAAUUAGUUUUGUUUCUUCAUCUGGCUACACUCAUCCUUCCAUACGUGUGUGUGUGUGUGUGUGUGGCUGUCAUUAGGGGAAGCUUUAACCGUGUUUAUGUAGGACUGUAAAGAUCUGAAUGUCAAUGUUCAUCUGUUCAAUACUGUAAUUGACUAGCUACGCUGAUCUGACUUGCGACAUCUUAGAUGCAGUUUCUGAGGGUGAAUUUGGAAGUACGGUGCGUUUGAACAGUGCCCACAUGUUGUGGUGUUUUUGUUUGAUAUUUGGUUUAAAAAAAACAAAAAAAAGAAGCCAAAAAAAAGUUUCCUUCACCAUCUUGUCAAUUUCACCAUCUCCAUUAUUAGCAGGUGAUCUUUCCUCUUCACUGUCACCCCGCAGAGGAGCUAGAGAGAAUCACAUGUUAAUGAACUGGGAAAGUAUGUUUUUUUAUUUUAUUAGCUCUUGAUUUUUAAGAAGCAUAAAUCAAAUAGGUAGUGAGGAAGGAUCUGUCUAGCCCUGACUAAAAGCCUUAAUGUUACGUUUUCAUGUCAUGGUCUGAUAAGGUAGAAAAUAGGUCACCCCUCGAUCUGUCUUUGAAUAUGUCUAUACAUGUCAGCAUUUCAUGGCUUAGAAUUGUUUAAUUUGGCAAAUACCUAAGUAACUAAUGCAUCGCUUUGUAAGAUUCUUUUUUUUUUGCGUCCUAUUUCAAACUGAUCUUUGUGGGAUGGAAGCAAGAAAUUUCUUGGACCUGGUUGUUUUUGUGUGCUACAUCUCACUCUCACCAGACAAAAUAAACAUAAAUAUGAAUACCAA